GCCGAAUGGAGACCGAGACUGAGGACGAGCGAUCGGCCACACACCCCACGCUGGCCUCUUCCUGGGAUGCCGCGUGCGGGGCCCUGGGCCGGAGCCUCCGUGUCCGCCGAGCCCAGGACUCGGACUGGGAUGAGCUGCUGGCGCCGCCUUCUUCGGGCCGGGACCUGGUGAGUCUGAAAAGGAGCCGGAAGAGCCCGGAUGAAGAGCCCUGCUUCCUGUCCCUGAGCUGCGGCCCGAGUGGAGGUGAAGAAGUCGUUUCUGUUGGCAUUUUAAGUUCAGCAAGAAAUAUGGAAGUGUACUUAGGCGAGGAGUACUGUGGCACCAGUAGGGGCAGGCGUGUUGGUAAUGUGCUGGAUUCCAGUGAGCAUGGAAAGAUUAUUUUGUACAAAAAAUUUCUAAAAUUGGAGUCCGCUGCACAAGCUUGUAAAAUAAAGUUGCUCUCCUUUGGUGAAAGGCCGUGUGUGUUCGUCAGUAAAGUGGUGGCGCACGUGCGGCCCGGCCCGGCGAAGCCUCCCGCCAGCUGUCCUGCUCUGGGGUCCAGGGUGGACCUGGAGAGGGUGCACACCAUGGUGGCGGCCGUGGGGUCCACGCUGUCACCUGGAGCUCAGCAGCUGAUGAGUAUGGUCAGGCUCCAGCAGCAGCGCUGCAUUCCCCUGGGGGAGCAGCUGCAGGCGGUUUUGGGGAGCGCUGCCUGCAAGCGAGUGCUGGGCCUGCGGGCCUCGGCGCCCUCGGGAGCCUGCGACGGGCCGACCUGCGCACCUGCCCCCCUCAGAGCCGGGCUGACGUCGGGACGCGGGACUGAAGACGUGAAAGCUCCCCGGGAUGAGAGCUCACGGCCCCCCGGGGGAGGGCACCCCGCCCCCCUCGGAGGGUGGGACAUUGCGCCCCAGAGCCAUCCUCUCCCCGGGAGGGACCUUCAGCUCGCGGCGUCCUUCUUACCAAAGAGAGCGAGUGACAGCCCCGGGGCCCCUGCCCCCGAGCUGCUGCCCAUCCUCCAGGAUGUGUGCGGUCAGGUGCGCCGUCUCCGUGGGCCACAGAGCGCCGCGUGGCCGGGACACGUCCCCGCGCCCAGCGAAGGCGGCGUUGGUGCCGGGAUGGGAGAGCCGCCCGCCUGCUCCUACUUGGAGAAGAUUCUGUCUAAGAAGCUGGAGCUGAUGGAGAGGAGACUGACGGACCACCUGGACGAGCGGCUGCGCGCCCUGCAGGAGCACAUCGACGGCAAGGUGGCGCUGCUGGCGCGCUCGCUGCAGAGCCCCGGCUCCCCGCCCCCGGGGCUGCCGCUCACACGCUGUGACUCUGGGGACGGACUCUCCAACGGAGAGAGAUAGGCGCUCCGCGGGCGCCGUGCAUGCACGUAUUUAUGGCCUAUUUAUUACAACGCAGCCCAAAGCUCA
Molecule: messenger RNA, 1394 nt
Organism: Eptesicus fuscus (big brown bat)
Lineage: Eukaryota; Metazoa; Chordata; Mammalia; Chiroptera; Vespertilionidae
Product: ATPase PAAT
Exons: 6
Coding region: 6-1328 (440 amino acids)
Source: RefSeq, a predicted model, not a curated record